Molecule: messenger RNA, 6501 nt
Organism: Dunckerocampus dactyliophorus (ringed pipefish)
Lineage: Eukaryota; Metazoa; Chordata; Actinopteri; Syngnathiformes; Syngnathidae
Product: collagen alpha-1(XI) chain-like
Exons: 67
Coding region: 277-5706 (1809 amino acids)
Molecular function (GO): extracellular matrix structural constituent
Source: RefSeq, a predicted model, not a curated record
UUGGGCUCUUUUCCAACCUUCUCAAGAAACCUCCAGGUUUUUUUCAUCCUAACUCCAUCAUCAGUGUGGAGCUGAGCUCACUUGAAGGGGGGAGCCGGUCUGCUGUCGAAGGUCUGAAGGUUCCAGUCAGGCCCACCAAAGGCAUUGUGAUACUUCCCCACAUGGAGCUGUAGAGCCUGCACCACACACUUUGCUGCUCCUGCCUGGGAUUGAGGAAAGGGAAGCAGCUUUUUUUUGUUCUAUUGUGCCAAAGGCCGCAUCUGUGUGGGAAUCACCAUGGAGAUGCAGAGGCGGCCCGCUAGGUGGAAGACGAAAAGGUGGUUGGCCACUGUCCUUGUUUUAAUUCUGCAAGCUGUCUCCAUCCGAGCAGCCGAGCCCGUGGAUGUGUUGAAGGUUCUGGACUUCAAGAGCUCCCCUCAAGGCGUGAAAAAAACUCCCGGGUUCUGCCCAAUGAGGAGAGGCUCCAAGCCCGACAUCGCCUACCGAGUCAGCAAGAACGCUCAGAUCAGCGCUCCGACCAAGCAGCUCUUCCCAGGGGGAGUUUUCCCAGAGGACUUCUCCAUCCUGUUCACCAUCAAGCCCAAAGCCGGCCUCCAAUCCUUCCUGCUGUCCCUCUACAACAAACAGGGCGUGCAGCAGCUGGGCGUGGAGGUGGGCCGCGCCCCCAUCUUCCUGUACGAGGACCAGCACGGCAAGCCGGCCCCCGAGGAGUACCCUCUGUUCCGCUCCAUCAACCUGGCCGACGGCAAAUGGCAUCGUGUUGCUAUCAGCGUGGAGAAGAACAGCGUCACCAUGAUCGUGGACUGUAAGAGGAAGGUGACCAAGCCCUUAGCCAGAAGCCAGCUGGCCACCAUCAACACGGAAGGCAUCGCCGUCUUUGGCACCAGAAUCCUGGAUGAUCAAGUCUUUGAGGGCGACAUCCAGCAGCUGUUGAUCGUGGCUGACCCCAGGGCCGCCUAUGACUACUGUGAACACUACAGCCCUGACUGUGAAACCCCCAGCCACCAGGACACCCCCCAGGCCCAGGAACCCGAGGAAGAGUACACUAACUAUGAAUAUGGUGAGUUCUAUGACUACAGUGAAGGAGAGUUAACCACUGAAUCACCCCCAACCGAAGGAGCCAAGACUGAGACUGUAGUGGGCGGCGACUACUUCACAGAUUACGACUACACCACAGUGGACGGAAGUCAGCCUGAAACGCCCACAAAUGGCCAGACGUACGAAGAGGAAAAUGUUGACGAUUACGUCACCGGUGUGGAACAGGUCGGGGCGGACCCCACUGUCAUUGUGGAAACCGUGGCUUCAGUGGACACCAACGGCAACGUGGACGCUGGUACUGAUAGCUACGACUUUAAGGAGUAUGACCUGAAGGAAUACGACAACAACGAGUUUGGGGAGAAGCCCUUAGACUAUGGCGACUACGGUGACUACGGCACCAACACCGAAACCAAGACCAGUUCCACGGGCGAGGAGGAAGAGUUUGGACCCGGCGUUCCGGCAGAGACAGACUUCAGGGAGAGCAGCGUGGGAGGAAGUCAAAGUUACCUGGGAGAAAAAGGAGAGAAGGGAGAACCUGCCGUCAUUGAGCCUGGGAUGCUUAUAGAAGGACCCCAAGGAGCCCCUGGCCAGGCAGGUAUCCCGGGUACCCCAGGGUUGCAGGGUCCCCCAGGGCCCACAGGAGAUCCCGGUGCAAGGGGUCCUCCAGGUCGACCUGGAAUCCCUGGUUCGGAUGGUGUCCCUGGGCCUGCAGGUACCAUUCUGAUGCUUCCAUUCCGUGCAGGCGGCGAAGCACACAAGGGACCUGUGGUAACGGCACAAGAGGCUCAGGCUCAGGCCAUCCUUUCUCAAGCCAGGCUGGCUAUGAGAGGUCCUCCUGGGCCAGCGGGCCUGACGGGAAGAUCUGGUCCUGUGGGGCUUCCUGGUCCUUCUGGUUUUAAAGGGGACAGCGGAGAGAACGGACCCCAGGGCCCCCGAGGUCUCCAGGGCCCAACCGGCCCCCCAGGAAAGUCAGGAAAGAGGGGCCGCAACGGAGCUGACGGUGCUCGAGGAAUGCCAGGAGAGUCCGGAACCAAGGGUGACCGAGGUUUUGACGGCCUUCCUGGUCUCCCUGGAGAAAAGGGCCACAGGGGGGAACACGGUCCUACAGGGCCUCCAGGACCUCCAGGAGAAGAUGGGCCGAGAGGGGAAGACGGCCAGGUUGGACAGAGAGGUGUGGCUGGAGAGAGCGGUCCCCGAGGUCUGCUGGGCCCCAGAGGGUCUGCUGGUCCUGCAGGACAACGUGGUCUUCCUGGACUUGACGGGCAAGCGGGUCCCAAAGGAAACAUGGGUCCUCAAGGAGAGCCAGGGCCUCAUGGACAGCAAGGUUUACCUGGUCCUCAUGGUCUUAUUGGGCCUCAAGGUCCAAUCGGGCCUCCUGGAGAAAAGGGACCUCAAGGUAAACAGGGUUUGGCUGGACUUGCUGGUGCUGAUGGGCCUCCUGGUCACCCAGGUAAAGAGGGUCCAGCAGGCGAGAAAGGAGCGGCCGGGUUCCCCGGACCAAUGGGAUCCAUCGGCUACCCGGGGCCUCGUGGCGUCAAAGGAGCAGAGGGAAUCCGAGGUCUGAAAGGUGGCAAAGGAGAAAAGGGAGAAGAUGGAUUUCCAGGCUUCAAAGGUGAUAUGGGCCUCAAGGGCGACAAGGGUGAGGGUGGCGUACAGGGACCGAGAGGAGAGGAUGGACCUGAGGGCCCCAAGGGAACAUCGGGGCCUAAUGGAGAAUCUGGUCCCAUGGGAACAGCUGGCGAGAAGGGAAAGCUUGGAGUCCCUGGAUUGCCAGGAUAUCCUGGGAGACUCGGUCCCAAGGGCUCCAAUGGCUUCCCAGGUUUCCCAGGCUCCAAUGGCGAGAAAGGCACGAGGGGUAUCGCUGGCAAAUCUGGACCUCGAGGGCAACGCGGCCCGACGGGUCCACGUGGGGGGCGUGGUGCCAGGGGACCAACUGGAAAACCAGGAGCAAAGGGCACCUCAGGCAAUGAUGGACCCCCAGGACCGCCUGGAGAGAGGGGUCCUCAAGGACCACAAGGACCUGUAGGGUUCCCUGGACCAAAGGGACCCAAUGGACCAGCAGGGAAAGAUGGACUGCCAGGUCAUCCCGGACAGAGAGGAGAGACGGGCUUCCAAGGAAAGACAGGACCACCUGGACCUGGAGGAGUGGUUGGACCUCAGGGUCCAACUGGAGAGACUGGACCUAGUGGAGAGCGAGGACAUCCUGGUUCCCCAGGCCCACCCGGAGAACAAGGUUUGCCAGGAGCUGCUGGGAAAGAGGGCGGAAAGGGAGAUCCAGGUCCACAGGGUCCCGGCGGUAAGCCAGGUCCUGCAGGACUGAGGGGUUUCCAGGGAACGAGAGGUCUUCCAGGCGCCAUGGGUCCAGGUGGCUUAAAGGGAGGAGAAGGUCCCCAGGGUGCCCCCGGCCCCAUCGGGUCCCCUGGAGAGAGGGGUGCUGCUGGCCCUGGAGGUCCCAUCGGUCUGACAGGACGCAACGGUCCCCAGGGGCCACCAGGACCAGCUGGAGAAAAGGGUGGUCCCGGAGAGAAAGGUCCCAUGGGUCCUGCUGGCCGUGAUGGCAUCCAAGGUCCUGUUGGUCUUCCUGGUUCUGCCGGACCUCAAGGUCCACCAGGAGAGGACGGUGACAAGGGAGAAGUUGGAGGACCUGGACAGAAGGGAAGCAAGGGAGACAAGGGUGAACUUGGACCACCAGGCCCAAGUGGUCUUCAGGGUGUGAUCGGUGCUCCCGGUCCAGCUGGCAGCGAUGGCGAGGCAGGACCCCGCGGCCAGCAGGGUAUGUUUGGCCAAAAGGGAGACGAAGGAUCCCGAGGAUUUCCUGGUCUUCCAGGACCUAUCGGACUGCAGGGAUUGCCUGGCCCCCCUGGUGAGAAGGGAGAGAACGGAGACGUCGGAGCCAUGGGUCCUCCUGGACCUCCAGGCCCACGAGGCCCUCAGGGUCCUAGUGGCGCCAGUGGAGCUCAAGGGCCUCCAGGUGGUAUUGGAGGACCAGGAGCUGUUGGUGAGAAGGGAGAAACUGGCGAGGCGGGCAACCCAGGAUCAUCAGGAGAGCCAGGUCCAGGAGGCGCACGAGGAGAGAUGGGCGAAAAGGGAGAAACGGGACCACCAGGAGCCGCUGGACCUGCAGGCGCCCGUGGACCCCCUGGAGAUGAUGGGCCAAAGGGUAACCCUGGCCCUGCUGGCUUCCCUGGAGACCCCGGACCCCCUGGUGAACCUGGUGUUUCUGGCCUUGACGGUUUAGCAGGGGAUAAGGGAGAUGAUGGAGAGGCUGGUCAACCAGGUCCCGCAGGUCCUUCUGGUGAGGCUGGAGUACCAGGACCUCCUGGCAAAAGGGGGCCCGUUGGACCUGCAGGUCAGGAGGGAAGACAAGGAGAGAAGGGAUCCAAGGGAGAAGCUGGAGCUGAGGGACCUCCUGGAAAGACCGGACCUGUGGGAGCCCAGGGACCUUCUGGGAAGCCUGGCGCCGAGGGUCUGCGAGGAAUUCCUGGCCCUGUUGGCGAGCAAGGACUUCCUGGUGCCUCUGGAAAAGAUGGACCUCCCGGACCUCUUGGUCCACCAGGACUUCCUGGUAUGAAGGGCGACUCUGGCUUCAAGGGAGAGAAGGGUCAUCCUGGUCUGAUCGGUCUGAUCGGACCCCCUGGUGAUGCCGGAGAGAAGGGAGAUCGAGGACUGCCUGGACCCCAGGGUGCGGCUGGUGGCAAGGGUGAAGCUGGUCUUGGGGGCUCACAAGGUCCUCUGGGUCCUCCAGGUCCUCCUGGUAUUCCUGGAGCUCAUGGCCAGAAAGGCUCCAAGGGAUCAACCGGUUCAGCCGGUCAGAAAGGAGACCCAGGACUUAUUGGACCACCUGGACCUCCUGGUCCGUCGGGCGACUUCAUCCAGCCAUUGCCCAUCCAGCAUGUAUCCAGGAAGACAAGACGUCACGCCGAGCAGCAGGGAGACGAGCCACUGGCCGACUACGGCACGGAAGGCCUGGAAAUGGAGGACGUGUUUGGCUCGCUCAACAACCUCAAGCAGGACAUCGAGCGCAUGAAGUUCCCGCUGGGCACAGAGGACAAUCCCGCCCGCACCUGCAACGACCUGCACCUAAGCCAACCAGAUUUCCCAGACGGUGAAUACUGGAUCGACCCCAACCAGGGCUGCGUAGGAGACGCUCUCAAAGUGUUCUGUAACUUCACAGCAGGCGGCGAGACGUGCAUCUACCCCGACAAGAAAUCCUCAGGAGUCAGAAUAUCCAACUGGCCCAAAGAGACGCCAGGGUCCUGGUUUAGUGAAUUUAAACGUGGAAAAAUCCUGAACUACGUGGAUGUGGCCGAGCGCAGCAUCAACGCUGUGCAGAUGACUUUCCUGAAGCUACUGAGCUCGUCAGCGCGGCAGAACUUCACCUACGUGUGCCAUCAGUCUACGGCCUGGUACGACGGCAAGGCCGACAACUACGACAAGGCAUUGCGCUUCCUGGGCUCCAACGACGAGGAGAUGGCCUACGACAACACGCCUUUCAUCAAGCCGCUGGUCGACGGCUGCGCGGCUAAGCAAGGCUACUCCAAGACAGUUUUAGAGAUCAACACUCCUCGCAUCGACCAGCUGCCCAUCCUCGACGUCAUGCUCAACGACUUUGGCGACUCCAACCAGAGGUUUGGCUUCGAGGUCGGGCCAGUCUGUUUCCUCGGCUAGACACGACCCCCCCCCCCACCACCACCACCACCAAGAAUAAACCUUCCCGAGCCCCUGUACCCCUCCACCCCGCAACUGCCUGCGUCCCCCAAACCCCUCCCCCCGCUGACAGACAGGGUCAGAGGGCACAUAGAAGAAGAAGAAGGGGUGCCCCCGGGCCCUGUGGUACCAGCGCUCGGACCAGGGGGAUCUAGUCGUCGCCCUUGUAGGGCCACAUCCACAUGACUGAGUCAGGAAAGGAAGUGACAUCAGGAAAAGGACAUUUGAUGCCGUGGCAGACAUCUCGCACUCCACCACAGACAUGCAUAAAACACUCAAGGUGCUACAACACAAAUUGCUUUUUGAUGAAACUGUAAUUAUUAUUAUUAUUAUUUUGUACAAUAUUGUGCCUUUCUGAAUCCACCCUAAAAACUUGCAUGCGUGUGUCCCAGCUAGUAAAUUUAAUGUUGAUUUUUAUUUGAUUUUAUUUAGAAACCACCAAGAAGGACACAAGUUUGAGCAAAUGUGUAAGUUUGUAAAUAAAAACAAUGUAUGACAACAAGCAAAACACAAACACAAAUGCUCCAAAGACAUUUUUCAUGACUUUGUCAGUGGGAAAUCAAGCCAUAAUAAUAAUAAUAAUAAGGAAAUACUGUAAUAAUAUAAAUACUUACUUGAUACCUCACACUUGCUUGUUAAAUCUACUUUGACUUUACAAAAUUUCUUUCAUGGAAAUUCACCAAAAUACAAGAAAAAUCCUUGACUUUUUGUGUGCCUUAAAUUUUCUUUCAAAACUUAUUAAAACUGGAUUCUGAA